This is a messenger RNA of Saccharomycodes ludwigii, 4479 nucleotides long. RefSeq names its product actin cytoskeleton-regulatory complex protein PAN1 (gene PAN1). Lineage: Eukaryota; Fungi; Ascomycota; Saccharomycetes; Saccharomycodales; Saccharomycodaceae. The coding region runs from base 1 to 4479 and encodes 1492 amino acids. The record is from RefSeq and is a predicted model, not a curated record. The transcript has a single exon. Gene Ontology annotation, cellular component: plasma membrane; cytoplasm; actin cortical patch. Gene Ontology annotation, biological process: actin cortical patch assembly; endosomal transport; endocytosis. Gene Ontology annotation, molecular function: protein binding; calcium ion binding.
AUGUAUAACCCGUAUGGGAAUUUACAACAACAACCCACUGGGUUUAUAAAUAAUGCCAAUAGUUAUUAUAAUCAACAGCAACCCCAACAACAACAACCCCAACAACAACAACCUCAACAACAACCCCCACAACAACAACCAUUUAAUGGAAAUGUAUACGGCCAACAACCACCAUCACAACCUUUAAAUCAAUUGAUCAAUCCACCAACUACUGACUUUGGAAAUUUCCAAGCCAAUUUACCAAAUAAUACAAAUAGUUCCCCUGCCAACUAUAGUGCUUUGCAACAGCAACCGCAAACUGGUUUUAAUUAUCAACCUACCGGUUUCAAUGUUCAACAACCAACUGGACUUAAUCAACAGCAAACUGGGAUUACUCAGCAACAAACUGGAUUCAAUCCACAACAAACUGGCUUUCCCUCAACAAGUUUUAACACAGGCACUCCUCAACUGCAACCACCGAGCACUUCGUUUAACAGCGGAUUUGAUCUAAAACCGCAGGCUACAGGAUUUUAUUCUCAGGUUAAUACUGGACCAUUAAAACCUCAGCAAACAGGGUUUUAUACCCAACCGGUUGGCCAGCAACAACAAACCCCAUUGAUGCCAUUGAAACCAACAGCUACUGGAUUUGUUAACUCUUUCGCCAAUAACGGUCUGAACACCGAAUUAAAGAUCCCUAAUAGAAGAUUAUCCUUUAUUACCAUGGAAGAUCAGGCCAAAUUUGAGACAUUGUUUAGGUCUAAAGUUCCAAUUGGUUCAAAUACAAUUUCUGGUGAUGAAUGUAGAGAUAUUUUGAUGAAAUCUGGCUUACAACCACAACAAUUGGCUCGUAUUUGGGCUUUGUCAGACACAGAUAAAGCCGGUGAGUUACUAUUUCCCCAAUUUGCCUUGGCUAUGUAUUUGGUUAACAGUGCGCUACAAGGCGAGCCCUUACCCUUUGAUUUGGAUUCUAAGACUAAAAACGAAGUUUCUAGUUUUAUCGAUGCUAUUAACUUAAGCAUCACUUCUGGCAACAACGAUGCCAGCAAUUUGCCCAAAACACCAUUUGAUGCUUUACUUGGUAAUAACAUUGUGUUACAGCCUCAACCAACGGGCUUGAUGCCAACAACUUCUUUUGGUGCGAUGGCCUCACAAGCAACUGGCGGGCUCCAACCGCAGACAACUGGUUACAUGCCCCAAACUUCCUUUGGUAUGAUGGCACCACAAGCCACUGGUGGGGGAUUACAACCACAAACAACCGGAAUGAUGGCUCCACAGGUUACUGGUGGGUUGCAAAUGCAAAACACCGGCUUGGUUCCACAGACUUCCUUUGGCAUGAUGGCCCCCCAAAUAACAGGGGGAUUGCAAGCACAAAACAACACCGGAUUGAUGCCGCAAACAACUGGUGGAUUACAAGCUCAGAACACCGGAUUGUUACCCCAAACGACCGGCGGAUUGCAAGCGCAAAACACCGGGUUAAUGCCUCAAACUUCUUUUGGUAUGAUGGCACCCCAAGCCACUGGGGGCGGACUGUAUCCUCAAAAUACUGGUAUUAUGAACCCACCUCAAACAUCAUUUGGUGGGCUCUCAAGCCAAAUGACUGGUAAUGCUCAGCCAUUGAGACCACAGGCAACUGGGUUUGGGUUGAGAGCACAACCAACUGGUAUGUUGCCUGUAUCCAAUUUCAACCCCACUGCACCUUUGACUGCUCAAAAGACUGGUUUUGGUAACAAUGAGCUUUAUAGCACAAAUAAUUUUUCUUCAAACUUUGUUGCUGAUAAUGACGAUUUUAUUACCCCAGAAGAAAAGUCAUUAUUUUACAAGAUUUUUGACACCUAUGAUAAUGCCAAGACUGGCUUGAUGGACUCCCCAACUGCUGUUGAAAUUUUCCGCAAAAGUGGGUUGAAUAGAAGUGAUUUGGAACAUAUUUGGAAUCUAGCGGAUAGUGACAACACUGGUACUUUGAAUCGUCAAGAGUUUGCCGUUGGCAUGCAUUUGGUAUACCGGAGAUUAAAUGGCUAUGUUUUGCCAAACAGUUUACCACGUUCCUUGGUUCCUGAAAGCACCAAGAUUAUUGAUAGUGUUAAGAACCAGUUGAAAGCUGGUGCAUUUGACAAUAUUGCCAAGAAACAAGCCACUAGUUUGAAUGGUGCCAACUUCAAGAAUGAAGAUGAACUGCCACAGUUUAGAAGCCGCAGAAAAACAGCAGACGAUACCAAACAGCCAGUAGAAAUCAAGAAAUCUGCAAAUGUAUCAUCUUCCCUUGACACGGAGGAGUUUGACAGACAAGAAUUAACCGAAUUGAAAAAAUUGGUUCACGAAAAGAAAAUUUUAAUCGAAGCAGAAAAGUCCAGAGCCGAAAGCAAAAAAUCUGGUGUUGAAACCCGUAAACUUAAUGAUUUGAGAGAAAUUGAAAAAUUGAAACAGGAGAUUUCCUCGUUGCCUACACCGGCUAGUAGUUCUAUUAGUGUUGAUUUGUCUUCCAGGUUUGAGAAGCUGAAUAGUAGAGUUUCGCAACUAUUGAAUGAUAUCACCUCUGUGGAGAAUGAAAUUACUGCGACAAAAAUUGAAUUAUACAAGAAAAAGAAUCCGUCUUCGGUUAUUGGUACCGGUCCAAAUGGCGAAAUCACUGAUUAUGACCGUAAAAAGGCCAAGCGCAAGGCUCUAUUGGCCGAAAGAAUGGCUACUUUGACAGGUAAGCCUGUUGCUAAAAGUGCUGAUUUGGAGGAAGAGGAAGCAAAGUUGAAUAAGGAAAUCCAAAAAAUUAAUACAGAGAGCAAAAUUAAUUUAAGUAUUGUUACUGACAUUAAAACCUCGAUAGAUGAAAUUGCCACUGGUGUUAGAAAAUCUUUAUUUGGCGAAGGCUUAGAUGCUUCUGAGAAGUGGAAUUCCGGCGUUGGAUUAGAACCAGAAGUGAAACAAUUUAUUGAAAUGUUGAAAACUCAAAAGUUGAAGGCCAAUUAUUUUGCCCAAGUUGAUAGCAAAGAAUCUUCUACGUCACAUACCGCUGUUAGUACUCCGGUAUCUGCCUCUUCUACAGGCAGUAUUACUAGCUCACAAGAAGCUUCAUAUUCGCAGUUUAAAACACCGGAGGAAAGGGCUUCGUACAUUAAGGAACAAGCUAAAAAGAGGAUGAACGAGAGAUUAGCAAAAUUGGGUAUUAGUAGAAGAACUGAAUCUACUCCAACUGUUGAUACUGGUGUUGUAAAUCGCUCCAAAGCCGAACAUACCCCGUUAACUACCUCGCAGCCAACCUCUGCUGAAGUUAGGGUUGAGCGUCAUUCUAAAAUUGAAAACGUUCCAUUAGCUACACCACAGCCAGACCUGACUCACAAUGUCUUCUCAUCUCCCGAAAAGGUGACAAAACCUGCUCAGGAAUCUGUAAAUGAAGAUGAAGAUGAAGAUGAAGAUGAGGAAGAAAGACAACUAAAGGCUGAACUAGCUGCCUUGAAAAUGAAAAAGAAACAAGAAAAGGAACAACGUUUGGCUAUGUUACGCAAGCAGCUGGAAGAUGCUAAGAAUGAAGAUUAUGAAACAGAACCUGUUAACUCUUCUGUUCCAUCUGGAUCUUCUGGAAUGGCAGGUAAUAAUAACUAUUCUGCAGCUGCACCAAACCAUAGUUCUAUACCAGCAGUUGUUAAGGAUAAUGGUGACGAUGAUGAUUGGGAUGAUACGACUGCUAUUAAACCUGUUGCCCCUAUAAAUACCAACCAGGGACAUGUCGUUUAUAGUAACAAUAAUAAUACUAAUAACGCUCUAAAUCAACCAUUGUAUAACAAUAGCCCUAUUGGCAAUACUGCUGGCCCAAUUUCCCAACAAUCCACCAAUAGCAGUUUGUAUACUUCAGCAACUAAUGUAACUGGCGCCAGAACCCCGUACUUUCAGCAACCAAAUACAAGUUUGUCCCAUUUAUCAAACGGUUCACAUUUUGAUCCAAAGGCUGCUGAAACUCAAAGAAGACUCCAGAGAGGUUUGGAUGACAAUGAAGACGAUGGCUGGUCUGAUGAUGAUGGUAAUAACGAUGCUAACGGUGACCAUGUUCAGCAACAACAACAACAACAACAACAACAAACCAAUGGCAGUGCUGUACCAAUUGCACCACCAUUACCAUCGGUUGAUAAUAAUGUAUCGUCUGCUCCAACGGUUCCAGUUGUACACUCUCUGCCACAAGUUCCAGUUGUUACACCACUGCCACAGGUUACCAGUUCUGAGACUAUUUCCGCCCCACCACCUGUUCCGGUUGCGCCACCAUUACCACAGGUUACCAGUUCUGGUGCUAUUCCUGCUCCACCGCCUGUCCCAGUUGCGCCACCUCUACCACAAGUCAACAAUAGCAAUGUUGAGCCUGUUGUAGCUGCUGCUCCGCCCUCGCUAUCUAACUCUCAAAAUUUUAAUGCUGAGGAUGAUGAAAACGAUUUAUCUAUCCCAGAAUCUGUUAGUUCUGAUGACGAUAAUCAAACUUCUAUGAGUAUGCCACCACCCCCUCCUCUACCAAGUUUUUAA